Molecule: messenger RNA, 3539 nt
Organism: Homarus americanus (American lobster)
Lineage: Eukaryota; Metazoa; Arthropoda; Malacostraca; Decapoda; Nephropidae
Product: extensin-2-like
Exons: 6
Coding region: 568-2448 (626 amino acids)
Biological process (GO): regulation of transcription by RNA polymerase II; cell differentiation
Cellular component (GO): nucleus
Molecular function (GO): DNA-binding transcription factor activity, RNA polymerase II-specific; sequence-specific DNA binding
Source: RefSeq, a predicted model, not a curated record
CGGCCGGCGUUAGUACAGUGCAGUAACUCGUGAGCUUCGGUUCAAGUCCCAGUCACUCUCUCACUGACCGCCACGGAGGAGGUCAAGAGCUCAUGAAAGGUUACAGUAGUGUUUCAAGAGAGUACAGCAAGUUAUAGCAGUGUUACAGCAAUGUUAAUGUAGUGUUACAGCAAUGUUAAAGGAGUGUUACAGCAAGUUACAGGAGCGUUGCAGCAAGUUAUACCAGUGUUACAGCAAGCCACUGGAGCGUUACAUCAAGUUACAGGAGCGUUACAGCAAGUUACAGGAGCGUUACAGCAAAUUAUACCGGCCCUACAGCAACUUAUAACAGCGUUACAGAAAGCUACAGGAGCGUUACAGCAAGUUACAUCAGCAUUACAACAAGUUACAGGUUUUUUUUACGGCAAGUUACACCGAAUUACUGUGAUGAUACAGAAGGUUACAGCAGUGAUACAACAGUUAUAGGGUUCUUGGACCUCUCACAAAGUACAAAUAGUGAACCUGGGCCGCUUCGUAAUCUACCUAUACGUUCCUCUUGUAUAAAACAACGUUACUGAGAAGCCGGUUAUGACGUCUUCCAUGGACCCCGAGCAGUGGCCCUUGAGAAAACGGAAGAUUCGCGUCUCCUUGUCAUCACACCAUGACGAGAUGGUCGCUAAGUCACCAUGUCUAGAGAAGAUGUCACCCGGAUCACCAUGUCGAGAGAAGAUGUCACCUGGAUCACCAUACCAAGAUAAGACGCCACCCACAUCACCAUACCAAGACAUUAAACCACCCGGAUCACCAUACCAAUAUAGGAUGCCAUGUGAGUUACCAUACCAAGACAAUUUGAUAACUGUGUCACCAUACCAAGACAGGAUGCCACCCGGAUCACCAUACCAAGACAAUAAACCACCUAGAUCACCAUACCAAUAUAGGAUGCCACAUGAAUUACCAUACCAAGACAAUAUGACAACUGUGUCACCAUACCAAGACAGGAUGUUAUCUGGAUCACCAUACCAUGAUAGAGUUCAACGUGAGUCACCAUACCAAGACAGGAUGUCAUGCGGGUCACCAUGCCAAGACCAUGACAUCAUUAUGGCCCCUAGAUCACCAUACCAAGAUCAAAUGUCCUCAAGAUCACCAUACCAAGAUCAAAUGUCCUCAAGAUCACCAUACCAAGGCCAAAUCUCUUCAAAAUCACCAUACCACGACCAAAUGUCCUCAAGAUCACCAUACCAAGACCAAAUCUCUUCAAAAUCACUAUACCAAGAUCAAAUGUCCUUAAGAUCACCAUACCAAGACUUUUCAUCGUCCGGGUCACUAAGCGAACAUUCUCCAAGGUCCUACGAGAACUCUUCACCCAGGGUCUACGAGAAUCCCGCGCCCAAGUCCUACAUAACCCUGUCGCCCAUGACCUAUCAGAGCUCCACUCCUCCGGCAGCGUACCAUGACGUGCUACCACAAAAAAGGUCAUCAAUAGGACCUCUCUCUCCUCCAGAUACCUAUUACGUCUUGUCACCUCCAAAGAAGUUUGCGGGGACUCCCUCUCCUCCGGUAGGGUUCUACGACCUUCCACCACUGCAGAAGCCAUCUACAGGAAACCUUCCUUCUGCAAGAUGUUACCAGCAACCCCUGAAGAAAACCUUAUCCAUAACUCCCCCUCUUCCUCAUCCUCCUCCUUCCCUGGUAGGGUACUAUGAGUUGCCACCGCUGAAAAGGUUGUCGACGGUAGGACCCUACGAAAAACAAAUUGUUUCCAACCCCUGGUCGACAAAAGGAGACGGUUCAUACUAUGUUCCUAACGAACCCUUUCAAUAUGAGAGACAGCCGCCUCACGCCCACCAGGAUCCUUACUCCCUCGAUGUUCACUCCCCGGGAGAUGGGCCCCUCGUGAUUGACCUGGCGGAGGAGGGAGAGGAGAAGGCGAUGGACCUUCGGCUGAAAGCAAAAAUAACACACGUCGAGAUACAGAGAACACACGACCAGGUACAGAGAACACACGUCGAGAUACAGAGAACACACGACCGGGUUGAGAGAACAUACGACCAGGUUGAGAGAACACAUGACCAGGUUGAGAGAACACACAUCGAGGCCGAGAAUUCAUCAGACGAAAAAGUUUCCCACGAAUCUCUUAAGAAGAUCUCAACCAAAAGAAAACGUGACCGAGGACCAAAGUCAUGGGAGUUUCUGAUGCGACUCUUGGUUGACGAGACAACCAACCCCACAGUAAUCCGGUGGGAGGACGAGGCUGCGGCCACCUUUAGGUUGGUGCAGCCGCAGGUGGUUGCUCGGUUAUGGGGGACGCGAUCCGGGAAACCUGAACUGACUUACAAUAAUUUCGCUCGAGCUCUUAGGUACCACUAUUCUACCAAAUACCUGACGAAGGUAUCCGAGCGUCAGUUGGUGUACGGGUGUGGCCAGGAGGCUCUCAAGUUCCUUACUAUGUUGAAGAACCAGGAAUGUUGAUGCCUUCCUUAAGUUAUCGUAGUGAAAGGUGAUUAAACUGAAGAACCAGACGCGAGUUGAUCUGACGCAAGUUGAUCUGACGCGAGUUGAUCUGACAUAAACUGAUCUGAGGCAAGUUGAUUUGACUCCAUUUGUAAGGUCAUACACCAGACGCCUUUGUGUCCUGAAUGGUCGUGUUGAUUCAUGAGAUGAAGCAGGUGUGUGUGUAUGUGUGUGUGUGUGUGUGUGUGUGUAUGUGUGUGUGUGUGGUGAAGAACUGAAUCCGAAGCUAAAGAAACUGAUGCGACCUGAACUAACACCUUAAGCACAAGAUGAAGAAUCAACGCGUUAACUGAGGGGAAAUAGACGUCAGCUGAAGACCUACACACACACACACACCGGAGGACCAAGCAAGUUAGUGCUACUUAUGAUAAUACAUUACUGAAAACAUGUAUCUUGUUGAAAUGUUCCUAGAUGUUCUACAAUAACUUGGCCAUGCCUUAUCGAAGAACCUAAUGAACUGUUCUGCAAAUUCUUUUAAGUGCCCAAAAUCUUAGUGGCGUCUGUCUUUGGUACUUUUGAUAUAUUGUGUGUGUGUUUGUGUGUGUACACCAUUGUCAUUGGUUAUACAGAUGCAUUAUCUUCGACAGUGAAAGUAAUGCUUCAGAAAGUCACGUCAGUUCACUCCGCAAACAAAACCAUUCGAAUGUGGAGAAAAAAAUUACAAAGAAGAAUAACUAAACAUCUAAACGUAUCAAGAGUGUUUGGAUAUUGUUUAAUAUUGAAAUCAAGUUUGAAGAAUAAUUCAGUGCAGGAAGUGAUAAGUGAACACGAACUGGUACUAGUUAUUGUGUUGUCAUCGUGACGUCGUGAGUGUAAACAUUCCCAUGAUGUAAUUAUUGUAAGUUCAUCCCAUCAACAUGUAAAUCAUUCAUCAUUAUGCAUUGUAUAUUUCAACUACUGAAGCAGCUUAAUCAAUCAGUGUACCGCCCUCAUGUCCUCUGUGGUUUUGUAUCUCUCUGAGGACACAGUUUUUAAUUUCAUUCAUCCAUUCUAGUCUCUGCCUGCCUCUGGCCCUCCUACCCUCAACUUUGUCACAUUAAUAUUUCUGU